UUAAACUCAGUCGGUCUUGGCUCCCUGAACCGUGAGAACGCUUUUCGCACCUGAAACUCCUUGGGUGGCUUCUCCGGUCCGGUGUGUAGCGCGCGGCGGGUCCUCGGGAUUGGUGAUAAAACCAAAAAGGGCUAUAAAAUUGAGUAUAUCGAGGAAGAAUUGGACUCGCGUGUCUCCGGUGCAUGCUCAAAGCCGCGCUCCAUCGUUUUCAUCGUUACAACUCAUUUUUACGAUUCCCCGCGAUCGGAGAACCGUUCGAGAACUUUGAUUUAACGAGGCUAUCCAAAUUCGUCGAAAGAGCAAAGUUCAAUCGAGGUUCGAAGAUGCCGUACUACGGUGACACUCUGCCGUAUUAUUACGGGGGCGCGUUCUCUACCCACAGCUCCUUAAUGACAGGCACCGGACGAACGCUUCACAGUCCGUUGGGCUCGACGAGAUACGCGCCUCACUUAACGACGAUAUCGGAAUCUCCGUUGAGCGCGUUGCGUCGUUACACGCCAGCAGUGACGAUGUCAUCGCGUCCAAAGCGCAUUAUCGAUACCGCUGAUAUCGACGUUUCAACGCCGCGUGCCUUGUCGCACAGCCGGAGCAACGAUCAGCGUUGUCGUUUGCGCCGGGAUCGUCCGACCAUAAGAAUACGUUCUCAGGCGCUCAAGGACAACCCUGCACUGCGGGAACAUUACGAACGUCACGAGAAAACGGUCGGUGAAUUGUUGGUCGAAAAGUUUUUGAUAAAGGAUAAAAAAGCCGAGGCCGAGGGCGAAUCACGAACGAAAUUGUACAGUCAGAUAAGCUUGGAGAACAACAUGACGAAAAGGCAAAAAGAAGACAUCCAAAGACGACUGACGAGACGAAUGACGCGGCGAAAAUCAUCAGCCGACGUCCAAAUCGAUCCGGAACAGCUCGAGAGAGAGGUUCUCUUCGCCCAGGCACAAGCGGACGCUCUCGACAGCCUCGUCGCCGAGGAACAAGCCGAGAUCGAGGUCGAGGCGCGCAUGGGAACCCUCAUAAGAAAAAACCUCGUGAGGUCGGCACCGCCGCCGCCGCCGCCGCCGCCGCUCUCAAGAUCGGGCCUCGAAGCCUCGGGCUUGUCCGGCGACGACCCGGACGAAGCGAGAACCAAAAAGUUGCCGAAGAAAGUGAAAAAACGGAAAAAGACUACCGACAAACCUUGGCCACCCGGCGAAAGCCGAGCGGACUCCGAGCACGAUGCAAUUAAUAAGAUCAUCAAAAUAUCGGACGAAAAUUCGGAAAGCCUUGUUGUUGUACGAAAAGACGGAGGUGGAAACGAAGAGGGGGGUGCCCGCGGUGAAAGGUCGCCCGCGAAAGGGCUCAAAUUCAAAAUCGAAGCCAGCAACAGCGUCGGCGAUUUAUCGACUUUAUGGAUCAGCGCUAACGUCAAUGAGGCGCAAGAUAAACAAAAGAUCGUGUCGCAAGCUGUCGUCGAACAAUUUCGCGACAGCGUCAGACUUCCGGCCCCGAAGCAUAUUGCCAAUAAAAUCAUGAAAAACAACAAGAAGGAUGCGAUCGUCGAAGUGCAUCAACAGAUCGUUGUGCUCCCCGUGAAAAAACGCUACGUCAAGGACGACGCGCGUAACAGCGUUUAUCUCACUCUGAAAAGCCAGAAGAACGCGAACGUAAAGAGCGAGACUGCUCGGAGGAACGGAACGAUCGACGGGGCGGACCCGACCGAUCGCGAAAUCGACGAGCAAACACCGAGCACAAUAAUCAAUCUCGUUACAGCGAACAAAACAAUGGGAAUUGCACGACAACCGAAGCUCAAUAAUAAAGCUGCCAAGUUCCGGUCUAAAGAUAUCGCUGAAAGUGACGUAGAGGUCAAAAGCAUUUCCGAGUUAGCCCCGGCAACCCCCGCUGCGGCGAUCAAGGGGAAGAUCGGAACGAAGGACGCGGGCUUGCUAAACUUGUCGGGUUCCAAUGACGAUGCGAGUUUCGUUAUUACGGGCGAAUCGAUUAGUAAAUCGUCGGAUCGCGACGUGAACGGUAACUCAACAUCCGCGAUCGAUCAACCACCUUCGCCGAAGAGCGAAAUUACGAGCCUCGAAAUAGCGACGAUACGCGACAACGAUACGCCGCGAAGCCUAAGGAAAAACAAAACCUCCAAACCGAUCAUUGCGAAAAUCGAUCGAGUCCCGAGUGCCGUUCAAGUCCCGGAAAAAACACGAGAAAGCGAGAUUCUCGAUGAAGCAGACGCACCGUUGAAACGCUUGAAAAAGGAGACGAAAGAAACGCCUGAAAAGAAGUUUCCGCUCGGCGAAAACCGCCCCCCCAAAUUGAAACGCAGUGCCGCUGGCUCUCUGGAUUCUUUCGACGCGAGGAUCAACCUCGAGAAUUUUGAUGAUAGAAAAAAGGAGGAAAAAGAAGACUUGGAUAAGACGCGAACCGAGUCGAACGCAACGAUAAUAUUGUCGGAAGUUACGCCGAAACCCAAAAAAGUCGAAAGCUUGCCAAUAUUGAACGUCGAGACGAUUGCCAUCCCUGACAAUCCUAUCGUCAAUGACGAUUUAUCGUUAUUAGUGGCCAAGAGUCCAAUCGAAUUCGUUGAAUCUCCCGUCAGUGAAAUAUCCGAGCCAGUUGGCGUGACUAACGAAACCGGCGAGGUCGAUAGCCUCGGAAAUUCCCAUAAAUACGAGAACAAGUGUCAAAGCUUCGUUGCACAGCCGGCAACGAUCGAAUCUCCGAAAAUUCUUGCACCGAAAAAAAUAUCUCCGGAUUCGGAUUCUCAAAUAAAGGACGAUAAAAAUGUUGUCGAAUUACCAAAACUGCGAAAACAUCGGAAAAUAUUGGCGAUUUCGGGGAGAAAAAAUAGCGAGGAAAUCGUCGAAGCGUCAUCACCGGAGUCACCGAAUCUUGAGAUAAACGUCAACGGCCCGGACAAAGUUUCAUCCAAACCGAAGAAACGCGUGGUCGUUUCAUCGUCGAAAAUAUCGUCGAAUCGACAGUUGAAAGAAAAAGCGACGAUUAGUCGGAUCGGUGCUAAAGUGGACGAGCUUGAAAAAUCGACGAUUUUGACGAAUGGUCCUUCGGACUUUCGGUUUUUGGAAAACGUUUGUUCUAUCAUCGAAUUGAAUAAACCGGGAAGAAAAGUAACCGAACCGCAAUUGGAAACUCCGUGCGCAAAAGAAGAGGAAGAAAUAGACUUUUGGGGGGAAAUAAAGAGUGAGAAAAUCGAGGAGACAAAGAUGAAAUCGUCGGAAAGAAUUGCUUCACCGAAUUCCAAGCACGUUGACGAUCUCCUCAUCGGAGAUCAAACGGAAGGAACGGAAAAGAUUGGAGAGUCGACGGUGAUCGUUUUGGAGGCCGCGACGAAAUCCAAUACGGUGCCGGAAAGUGGGACACGGGAUGAGACGAGAGCAGCGCUCGUUCCCGUUGAGAAAAAGUUUAACAAAGUUAAGAAAAAGAAGAAAACGAGCGAGAUCAGUGGGUGCGAGAAAAAGGAUGAAGAGAAAGCGAGCUCGGAAAGUAUUUUGGAGCAUUUGAAAAGCUCUGACGAGAAGCUUGACGAGAAGAGUCGCGAGAAGUCAGAGCGGCUGGAGCCGCGAAGCGAGAAACUCGGCGAGAAUAAUUCUCCGAAUCUGUCGGAGGAGAUGAAAAUAGUCGGGGUUGAGGUAGAACCGAAUAUCGAAAGAUUCGAACGUAAUUUGUCGACCAUUAUUGAGGAGAGUCAAAGUCCCACGCGGGAAGAUACUCCGAAGAUCGAAGCUUUGGAUCUUGUCGAAGAAAGUUCAACGCCGAAACAGAAAAGUCCGUUUUCUUGUUCGUUGUUGAACGAGGCCAGUGGCGAAUCGAAUGAGAAAACUCUGAGUAAAGAUUUUGGAGCAAGUUUAUCUACGAGUACGGAGGAAAAACCGGAAGUGCCUGAAACGAGUGAGGAUCCGGUUAAACCCGAGGUUGUUCCCAUGGUGGAGCCUGGAAAAGAAGGAUCGAUCGUCGUUUCUCCAUCGGACCCGGAGUUCUCGGUGCCCGCGAUAAGCAUCGCAUUGAUUAAAUCGAGCGAAGAGGAAGGAAGAGAAGGAGAACCGGAAGCGGAGGCUCUCGGGGACGAGGACGGUCCCGGGACUCCGACGAACGAGACAGUCGAGCAAGACUGUCGUAACAACAUAUCGAAGUGGCAAGGACUGGAUGAUCUCUCGUUGGACCAGCCGGACAAGGACAUCGGACCGGAAGUCGCUCUGGCGAACCUAUUGAAACGAAGUAAAAAGAAAAAAGUUGCUUCCACGAAGAAAGCAAGUAAAAAGAAUUCGGGGGAUAAGAAUUCAACGAAAAGUACGAGCGCCGGUCAGGAUUCUUCGAAGAAGAAAAAGCUCGGGAAGAAGAAAAAGUCCUCGUCGAGGAGUGCGAAAGACGAGGAAAGAUCGGGCUCCAAAGUUUCCAACUCUUCGGACACGACCCUCAAGCCCGGUGGGCUCAAUCUUUGUUACACGCCGAAGAAUAGCGGACGCAAUUCACCGAAGCAGCGCCCGUUGGACCUCAUUAAAAUAUUCUACACCACGCCCGCCUCACUUUUGACGGCGACGCCCCGCGAUCUCUCAAAAGUACGACGCGCCAAAGUUAAGAAGCGGAAGCAUUCGUCGAGAACCGCGUCGGCCAGUAGUGACAGUACCGGAAGUACGAGGAGCACUCAUAGCACCGCGACUACCGAGAGCACCGGAAGUACCGACCGCGAGGAGGAGGAUCCCGCCCAAAAACGCAUAUCUUCGACUCGUAGCAACGACUCUGGCUUCGAUGGAUCGCCGAGAUUGUCGAACUGCGACAUGGCAUGUCACAAAAAGUGUGAAAAACUCACGGGAAACCUGUGCGGAUUGAAUCAGAAGCUCGUUGCAGAGGCAUUGCAAGCACUGAAGAGAGUGCCUGUUAUCGAACGGAAAAGAAGAGUUCGAAGUGCUUCCGACGGUGGUAGGGGUGGUGGUGGUGGUGGUGGUAUUAGUGGUGGUGGACGAAAUCUGCUUGACAAUGAUUCGGAUAUCGUCGUCGAGGAUGAGUUUCAACAUUUUGCGCCAUCUCAGUCCUCGGACACUCAACGGAAUUCCGACGGCUCCGAUCAUCACGCCAGCGGACGAAUCACACCGCCUGCAACUAAUCUGCCGAGAUUCAAAAAAUACACCGUUAUGGACUUUAAUUUUCUCAAGGUCUUGGGAAAAGGAAGUUUCGGCAAAGUACUGCUAGCUGAAUUGCGUCGAACCGAUUGCGUGUACGCGGUCAAGUGUUUGAAAAAAGACGUCGUUCUCGAGGACGAUGACGUCGAGUGCACUCUGAUCGAGCGAAAAGUGUUGACCCUCGCAACGAGACACCCGUAUCUCUGUCAUCUGUUCUGCACUUUUCAAACCGAUUCUCAUCUCUUUUUCGUCAUGGAAUAUCUCAACGGCGGUGAUCUCAUGUUUCACAUACAAAAAUCCGGAAGAUUUGCUGAAUCCCGAGCACGAUUUUACGCCGCUGAAAUAUGGUCGGGUCUUAAUUUUUUGCAUAAAAAAGGCAUUGUUUAUCGUGACCUUAAACUCGACAACGUGUUGCUCGAUUUCGAAGGGCACAUCAGAAUCGCUGAUUUUGGUAUGUGCAAACUACAAAUUUUCUUGGACAGAACUGCCGAUACUUUCUGCGGUACUCCAGACUACAUGGCACCCGAGAUCAUAAAAGGAUUGAAGUACAAUCAGGCGGUCGAUUGGUGGUCAUUCGGUGUUUUGCUCUACGAGAUGCUUACCGGCCAAUCACCGUUUUCCGGAUGCGACGAGGACGAGCUGUUCUGGAGCAUCUGCAACGAGAGACCGUUCAUACCUCGAUAUCUUAGUCAAGAAGCGAUGGACGUUUUAAUUUGUCUUUUGGAAAAGGAUGCCGGCAAAAGGCCACCGGCUCACGAAAUAUCUAUUCACCCUUUCUUCCACAGCCUCGCAUGGGACAGACUGGAAAGGAGACAGCUGGAACCACCGUUCAAGCCAGCAUUGGAGCACACGCUUGACACGAGAUAUUUCGACACAGCCUUUACGGCUGAAAGGCCGAGACUCACUCCGGUUCCCGAACAGAUAUUGACCUCGAUGGAUCAAGGAGUAUUUCGCGGUUUUUCGUACACGAACCCAAACGCCACGGACUGAUGUCGAUGAGAAAAAAUAGAGUCGACGAGCAGCCGAAAACUUUGUAAAUAAGUAGCUUCCGGUUUCGUCGUACAAAAGCAACGAUAAAUAAUUAUUUUGCCUGUGACGGGCGCUCCGCAGUUUUAUUUCAAAUCUGCGGGCCGGCGGUGCCAACAAUCGAUCGAUCCACGAAUUCCGAAAUAGUGCGUUCGAAAUUGUCGAUUUAAGUGACCGGGACGUUCGGUUCGCCAUCGUUCGAAUAGAUUAACAAAAAUCAUGUUUUUUUAUCCUCUCACAAUUAGAGCCAGAGACGUUUACCGCCUCUCUAUUGAUUCGUGGAAAUUAAUCGUAGGAAAAAAAUGAAUUUGAUUCUGACAGAAAUGAUACUUUUGCUUCCAGCGAUCGAGGAAUUAUUACUAAAUAAAAAAAAAAAGCAAAAGCGAUGCAAAAAAUUGUUACAUUUUCAAUCGAGUCGUAAAAAUGUUUGAGAUCCAUCGAUUAGUUUCCGUACAACAAGAAUCCAUUUAUUUUAACUUCGGAUUUAUCGAACCGAGCGUCGUCAUGAGAAAUUGUGAUGUAAUAUUUAUUUUCAUGUCGAGUCAAUCGCGGCUGUCGGCUGGAAAUAUUGACCGAAAAAUCAAAUACAAUCCAACCUCCUACGGGUGAGUGAGAAAGUACCAGGCAAUCAAAAAAUUUGGAGAAAAAUGUCUCCUGCAAAUUGUUCGGCUCGCGCGUAUAACACACGUAGCUUCGACAAAUCAAUUUUUUUCCAAACGAGUCGAGCGAUCUCAGCGACCUCAGAAUUCCCCUGCAAGAACCAAGCUGGUUUGAACAAAAAAAAAUGUGUCGAGAUCCACUCGAGAGAGAAAAAAAGGUCAGAACUUUACGGACAAUGAAAUAUUUGAAAAAGCUCUCAAUAAAACCGUCGAAAAGUAACGGCGAGAAGUUAGCGCGUGACAAAUCGUCACAGUAAUUGCAGGCUAAUUAGCUUGGUAAUCGUAGCUUUAGAUUUUGCAUUGUAAGACAAAGAACAACAUAAUGUAGAUAAAGAAAAAAAAUUGUACAAAAGUAUCGUACACAUAAAGAAAGAAAUGCGAAA
Molecule: messenger RNA, 7182 nt
Organism: Venturia canescens
Lineage: Eukaryota; Metazoa; Arthropoda; Insecta; Hymenoptera; Ichneumonidae
Exons: 8
Coding region: 183-6104 (1973 amino acids)
Biological process (GO): peptidyl-serine phosphorylation; intracellular signal transduction
Molecular function (GO): protein serine/threonine kinase activity; ATP binding
Source: RefSeq, a predicted model, not a curated record